AUGCCGCCCAAGAGAGGCCGCCCGUCAAACGCGCAGAGGGAAGCAGAGCGCGGUGCUGCAGCGUCAAAGGGAAAGGCUGCUGCUGCUGCUGCUGCUGCUGCUGCUCAGGAGCCGGCGCACUCUCCCAACGGUUCCAUCACCGUGUCUGUCGGUGGUCCAUCUGCCGCUGCCGAGCCUGAGACGGCUAAGCCUGCCAGCAUGAUCACGCCUCGGACAUCUGCCAGUGCCUCGAAGAAAGGCAAGGGCCAGGCACAGCCGGAGACCGCUGCAAAUGCCACUGCAGAAGAGCCCGACGCCUCCAGCACACCUAAUGCCGUGGACGCAACGACCAACGGCGCCACUCCCAUCGCCACCAAGGAAAGCAAACCCAACAGCAAUGGCACCCCAAAGAAGAACGAUGAGACAGCGCUGGUUGUCACCAGCAACGGUAACAGUGACGUGAUCAUCAGCAAGAACAGCAAGCACAACGACACAACAGCCUUGACCCGAGGCGGUGCAUACACUGCAGCCUCACGCGUCAUCGGCACUGGAUACGAGAACAUUAACAACAUCGAAGAGAUUCAGCUUCGCCAGCUCCACGAGGACAUCGACGCCUACCAGCACGACCUGGCCUUCUGCACCGCCACCCUGGCUUUGCCCGACCUCACCCCCCAGGAAACCCGCACUUUCCAGCUCCGCCAGCUCGAUCUCGGCCACCAGAUCCGCCACUGCCAGCACAAGAUCGAGAAUCUCCAGGUCCAGAUGCGCCGGCAGGGAAUUCCCUUUACCAACUACGGCGCGUCGAGUGGUGGACGGGCGUACACGGCCUCGUUGCUUGCCGGAUCGGGUCAAGUAGCGGGCGUGAAGCGGAGCGGUCCGUCAGAUGAUGACGACGACGGCGGUAAGACCACGGGAUCGGCCAAGAAGGCGAAGCUGACUCCCGAUGAGCCGCAGUUGUUGGACGCAGACGGCGACGAGGCGAUGACCAAUGGCGCCAGCAAGGAGGGGGAGAGGGAGAGAGGCAGCAGUCCUAACGGCAACUCGUCUGGCUCACCCCAACCCCUUCCUUAUGGCACGCCCGGAACCUGGGAGUACAACGUCCCUCUACAUCCUACCUACCAGCAUCCGCAAAACGGUGGCAGCGGCGCCUCACCAACACCAUUCGACGAAGAAACCCAGCAAAACACAGCACUCCAGCGACUCGGUUAUUGGAAGUGUCGCCUGUGCUCAGCACCCAAGUAUCUUUUGGCCGGAACUGGCCGCUCCCCCGCCGCCCCCUGCAAGUGGCCGCUCAAGGACAUCUCCAAGAUGAUUACGCAUUUUACGGAAAUGCACACGGAGCAUAGUCCGGCCGAGCGUUGUUCGGAGCUGGGUUACGCACUCGCUAAAAAUCGGGGACCUUUCGAGUACUGGCUGCGUCGCACGAGGGCGCAGAACGUGGGCGAUGGCGAAAUUAUUGAUGAGAUCAUUGAGACCUUGAUCAAUGGCGUGAUGCCGCUUACGUUGAGGAGGCUGAGUAGGGCGGCGGCUGGGAUGCCGGCUUAG
Neurospora hispaniola is the source of this 1524-nucleotide messenger RNA. RefSeq lists its product as uncharacterized. NCBI's taxonomy places the organism in Eukaryota, Fungi, Ascomycota, Sordariomycetes, Sordariales, Sordariaceae. Bases 1 to 1524 code for a protein of 507 amino acids. The record is from RefSeq and is a predicted model, not a curated record. The transcript is spliced from 2 exons.